This is a messenger RNA of Trichoderma aggressivum f. europaeum, 1389 nucleotides long. RefSeq lists its product as uncharacterized. NCBI's taxonomy places the organism in Eukaryota, Fungi, Ascomycota, Sordariomycetes, Hypocreales, Hypocreaceae. Gene Ontology annotation, molecular function: FAD binding. The transcript is spliced from 2 exons. The coding region runs from base 1 to 1389 and encodes 462 amino acids. The record is from RefSeq and is a predicted model, not a curated record.
AUGGCAGACUCCAAUUCGUCGCGGUUCACGGUAAUCAUUGCCGGCGGCAGUCUGGUCGGUUUGACGACGGCGGUGACGCUGGAAAAGGCUGGGAUCGACUAUGUCCUGCUGGAGAAGCGAGAGAUCGCUCCUCAUCUGGGCGCCUCUGUCUCCAUUCAUCCGCAUACCCAGCGGGUUAUGGAACAGCUUGGAAUUUGGCCCGAGAUCCAGGCUGGCGUUGUGCCGUUAGAAACUCGACAACACUAUGAUGAGAAUGGUAACAUGUUUGAAGACUCCGCCAUCCUACAAGAGAUUUCCAAGAUCGAAGGUGACAACCCGACUGAUUACCAUGCCGUUCCUGACAGGACCCUCCAUCGAUGGACUACUUUCAUGGAGCGAAGGUUUAUGCUUAGCUGCAUCUAUAACCAGAUUGCAGACAAGUCUCGAGUUCGAGCUCACACUGGUGUGGCUUCCUUCACUGAGACAGAAGAUGGCGUUGAGGUAGUUACGGAUAAAGGUGAAACCAUCAAGGGAGACAUCCUCCUCGGUGCCGAUGGCAUCCACAGCACAAUUCGAAACUUGAUGGCUGAUAAGAUUGCUUCUACUGAUCCCGUUGCAUCAAAAGAAAUGCAGAGUGGCUUCAUAAGCAACUACCAUUGCAUCUUUGCAACCUCCAAGAACUCCAAGGAGUCAGCUGGCGGCAAGCCAUUCUUGCCGGAGGGAGCCGUCCACAAUGUUUACUAUCCGGGCUUCUCCGGCGUCAUUGCUGCCGGUGUCCCAGGCCUUGCCUUUUGGUUUCUUUUUGUGAAGAGUGACCGUACAACACAGACUCCCAAUACACCGCGCUUCACAGAAGAAGAGACCGAGGCCACGAUCGCCAAAUACGGAGACUAUGCCGUGGGCCCUGGCUACACAUUCAAAGACCUGUGGGAAAACAGAGUCAGAGCGAACAUGCUGCCCCUUGAAGAGGGAGUUUUGAAGCCGAAGUGGAAUUCCGGUGGUAGAGUUGCGUUGAUGGGCGACGCGGUUCACAAAGCGACCAUCAAUCCUGGACUGGGAGGCAACUUGGCCAUCGAGGGUGUUGUCCAUCUAAUGAACGAAUUGGUACCCUUGGCGCGCCGAUGCGAGGCAGAUGGUGGGAGAAAGCCAACAAAGGGCGAGAUCACUGCUGUUUUGGAUGCUUAUGAGGCGAAGCAACGACCCCAUGCCAACACCAUUGUCACCAUGUCUGGGUACGUCACACGGUAUGAAGCAAUGGAGACAUGGUGGUUGAGGUUCUUGCGCCGUGUGUCUCCCUGGGUUAGCGAUAAGACCAAGGCUGGUGGAUUUGUUGGAUAUAUAAAUGAAGGGCCAUGGCUGAACUUUUUGCCCAACCCGGAUGAGGAGAAGAAGUUGGAUGAGAAGCCGUAG